UUUUAAAGUUCCGUAGUGAAGGGAAACGAUAACGCACGGGAAGAAAGGGAGAGCGAAAAAAGUGUUCAGACCGUUUAAAAUCAGAAUCAGAGUCGAGCGUGAAAGAGUGGAGAAGUGCAGCCAGAGUAUUUUUUGUAUUAUAUAAACCGUUUCUGGUUGAAUAUUUAAUACGGGUAGCUAAUAGCUUGCUAGCUGAACCUUAGCAGCGGCGAGCUAACGGACAACCAAACGACAAAGGAAACACAGCCAGCAAAGCUCAGAGUUUAAUAACCAGUUAUUUCCUUUUUUAACAACUUACCCGUUUUUGGGUUGGGGCCUUAAUUUUUUAUUUAGGACACAGAAGGUUAUUCGAGACGAUAAAAACGCCUGACCUGCUUGAAUACACGACAAAAAAUAUUUAAAAAAAACUUAAAAUGGCGGAGCCGGACAAAUUAAACAUCGACUCCAUAAUACAGCGCCUCUUGGAAGUUAAGGGCUCCCGGCCAGGUAAGAACGUUCAACUGACAGAGAACGAGAUCCGCGGCCUCUGUCUCAAGUCUCGGGAAAUCUUCCUCAGCCAGCCGAUCCUGCUGGAGCUCGAGGCACCGCUGAAGAUUUGCGGUGACGUCCAUGGUCAGUACUACGACUUGCUGCGGCUCUUUGAGUAUGGAGGCUUCCCUCCCGAGAGCAACUACCUGUUUCUGGGAGAUUAUGUGGACAGAGGGAAGCAGUCUCUGGAGACCAUCUGCCUCCUGCUGGCCUACAAGAUCAAAUACCCAGAAAACUUCUUCCUGCUCCGUGGCAACCACGAAUGCGCCUCCAUCAACCGCAUCUACGGCUUUUACGAUGAGUGUAAGAGACGGUAUAACAUUAAGCUGUGGAAGACUUUCACAGACUGCUUCAACUGCUUACCUGUGGCUGCCAUCGUAGACGAGAAGAUUUUCUGUUGCCAUGGAGGCCUCUCUCCAGACCUGCAGUCCAUGGAACAGGUGCGGCGUGUAAUGCGGCCCACAGAUGUGCCGGAUCAGGGCCUGCUGUGUGACCUGCUGUGGGCCGACCCAGACAAGGACGUCCUGGGCUGGGGCGAGAAUGACCGUGGAGUCUCCUUCACUUUCGGUGCUGAUGUGGUGGCCAAAUUUCUUCACAAGCACGACAUGGACCUCAUAUGCAGGGCACAUCAGGUGGUCGAGGAUGGCUAUGAGUUUUUUGCUAAGAGGCAGCUGGUCACCCUGUUCUCUGCUCCAAACUACUGUGGAGAGUUCGACAACGCUGGAGCCAUGAUGAGUGUGGACGAAACGCUCAUGUGCUCCUUCCAGAUCCUCAAGCCCGCCGAUAAGAAGCUGUAUUCGUAUGGAGGAGGAGGCGGAAUGGGCUCAGGGCGUCCAGUCACUCCGCCGCGCAAUUCAGCCAAGGGUGGAAAAGCCAAGAAAUAGCACCCGCUGGACCACCCCCAUUAACCCCACCCUUUUUAAAGGAAUACUCCAGUGCUUUUUCAAGUGAUCUGUAUCUGUAGCGUCUGUAGCAUACGGCCGAUUGCUAUGAACAGUUAUUUUUCCUGCUUGGAAAAGAACAGAAAUCCUAUAGACUCGAAACAUGCAAAGUAGAUGCCAAUGGACAGAGGCGACUACCCAUAGCUGUUAUUUUAAGUACAUUUCGAGUCAGCAGGUUUUCUGUCCUCUCCUGUGGUGUUUAACCGUGUGCAGCAGAUAAAGAUCAGUUUAAAAAAGCGCUGGAUUAUUCCUUUAACCCCCUUUCCCUCCAUCCCUACCCUACUCUCUACCUCCCUGCUUCUUUCCCCUCUGUCACCAAAAGGCAACAAAGCAAAACAGUACCCAGGGUUUAAAGUCCUUUCUCUCUUUCUCUUUUUGUUCCACAUUUCUUUGUUUUGUUUUUUUUCCUCUUUAAUGCAGUGCGAGUGCGUAUGCGUGUUAUUAAUGUGAAUGGACUGUGAGGUUUGUUAUACUGUGUGUUUUAUUUCCUUCUACCCAUCCUUUCCUCCUACCCGCUGGCCUGUCUUUCUGUCCAAAAGAGCCAUGCUAACGGCCCGAAGAGAGACAGGCAUACAAAGGGUCCAGAGAGAGGCUGUUGGUCACUUUUGAGGCCCUGGCCUUGUGCUGUUUUUAAUGCUGAACACGCAGCUGCACAUCCUCUUUUAGGUAGUCUGAUUGUGAACUGUAAACAAACUCAACGCAACACGCAUCCUUUCACCGGGAGAAAAGCCGAGACGUGCAGGCCGACGGCGUUGGCGGAUGUGCAGUUUAAAGGUGUAAAGAGGGAAAGAGCUCGCCACAGGUGCAUCGUUUUUCCAUUUAGAAAACCAGUGAUUUCAGAAACAAUCAUGUUGAAACUGUUUUUCUUUUUAUUUUGUAGAUGGAUCACAGGAAAAAAAGCUUUGAAACUUUCUUGCUUAUUUUGUUUCUUUUUUUUUAGUUUUUUGAAAGUCAAUUUAUCAAUAAAGAGAACUGUUUAUUUAAA
This is a messenger RNA of Colossoma macropomum (tambaqui), 2454 nucleotides long. RefSeq names its product protein phosphatase 1, catalytic subunit, alpha isozyme a (gene ppp1caa). Gene Ontology annotation, cellular component: nucleus; cytoplasm. The transcript has 7 exons. The coding region runs from base 414 to 1412 and encodes 332 amino acids. The record is from RefSeq and is a predicted model, not a curated record. NCBI's taxonomy places the organism in Eukaryota, Metazoa, Chordata, Actinopteri, Characiformes, Serrasalmidae. Gene Ontology annotation, molecular function: protein serine/threonine phosphatase activity.